AGGAAGCGUUUUCAAAUCUUCAAAAAUGUUUGUUUUUGUCAUUUAGUCUGCUGAUUUUUUUUUUUUUUUUUUAAAAACUUUAUACGAUUUUCUUAUGUCACAAUGUAUGGAAUAAAUGAAUGUCUAGAAGAAAGUGAUGUAAAAUGUAUAUUUUUUUGUGAAUUUCAUCCUGUAACUGGGCCUAAAAUAACUUUUCAAGUACCAACUGACUAUUUUGCAAAUAAGCUAUUUGAUUCGUUUGUGUGCUAUUUAAUUCCCAAAGAAGAGUUGCAGCGAAAGAUUAUGGUAGUUAAUUCCAAAAAGGACAAGAUCAUAGGAUACCCCAUUCAUAUUGAAAAUCAGAAAUAUCCCCGGAAUAGAUUAAUAUUCAAUCUAUGUUUUGUGUGUGAUGCAUCAAAGAAAACAACUCAGUAUGAACCCAUUGUCAGAAAAUUAGCAAACUACCUGGUAAAAUUAGAGUUGGAAGAUGGAUUUUUAGUUAAUGAAGAAACCAAAGCUAGACUUCCUGGUAUAAUGGACAACAUUAGGCACGAGCUCAACAAAACUGGUCAAUGUUCUAUACCAAUAAAUGCUUCCAAUACUAUUUUUUUGAAUGUAAUCAGAGUUUAUCCAAAACCACCUGAAGUAAAAGACCAGGAUGUUCCUAUAUUUACUGAGAGAAAAUUUCCUGUUUUACCUACAGAUUGGGAUAUUACUAUGCAACAAUGGGAUUUGACUGUAAUGUUGAUUUUACCAUACAUUGAUGGUUUUCGUCAUGUUUCAAAAAUCGCAAUUGAAGCUGGCGUGGAGAUACAUUUAGUGAAAGCUUUUAUUCAGAAUAUGGUGUAUUAUGGUGUAGUUACUCUGAUUCCAAUUUUUAUGUAUUCAAAUGUUUAUACGCCUACAACUAGAUUGCAUGAUCUUGCUGAAAAUUAUGAUUUACAAGAAGAAUGUAUAAAUUAUGUUGCUCGUCAAGGAUGUCACAGACCUUUUUUUCGAUCCAUUUUUGCUCUUUAUUGUCAAUUAACACCCCAAACAAAUGUGAAGACUCUAUGUAUGCGAAAUAAUCCCAGAGCUAAUGGAAUAGAUGAAAGAAAACUAAUACAAUUUGGACUGAUGAGAGGUUUGAUUAGGCAACUCCAAAAGUAUCCAAUUCAAAUUUCUUCAGAUAAUGUCUCAAGGCAAAGAUCAUUAGUUAAAUAUUUCAAUGGAAAAUAUAGCUUUGAAGAAAUUUGUUGUAAAACAGGAAUCAGCUAUCAAGAUUUGGAUGAGAGAGUGGAAAAGGAUCCUCAUAUAGUUGUUUGUUGGAAAUAGAACUGUAAAGCAUACUGUAUAUAUUUUGAAUAAAGUUUAUAUAUUUAAUAA
Parasteatoda tepidariorum (common house spider) is the source of this 1344-nucleotide messenger RNA. It is a transcript of the gene Nprl2, whose product is annotated as Nitrogen permease regulator-like 2. Gene Ontology annotation, cellular component: GATOR1 complex; vacuolar membrane. Lineage: Eukaryota; Metazoa; Arthropoda; Arachnida; Araneae; Theridiidae. Gene Ontology annotation, molecular function: GTPase activator activity. Gene Ontology annotation, biological process: cellular response to amino acid starvation; positive regulation of autophagy; negative regulation of TORC1 signaling. The record is from RefSeq and is a predicted model, not a curated record.